CUGCGGCGGCCGGCGGUAGCGGAGCUCGUCCUGGCCUAGCCGAGGCUCGCGCCGCGGCGCUGGGGCCGCGUCACAGGUUUAAUUUAUUUUUGGAAAUCAAGUGCAGUAUUAAAAAGAGAACAAACCAUACUACAUUAUUGGAAGCCAUUUCUACUAAUUUUAUGACAUUUAAAAAUUUAUGAUUUGAUUUGAAUACUAUCAUGGGAGGCGCUGUGAGUGCUGGGGAAGAUAAUGAUGACUUAAUUGAUAACCUUAAAGAAGCUCAGUAUAUCCGCACUGAAAGAGUAGAGCAAGCCUUCAGAGCGAUUGAUCGUGGAGAUUACUAUCUGGAAGGCUACAGAGACAAUGCUUACAAAGACUUAGCCUGGAAGCAUGGAAACAUACACUUGUCAGCACCUUGCAUUUAUUCUGAAGUUAUGGAAGCAUUGAAACUUCAACCAGGAUUAUCUUUUCUUAACCUGGGAAGUGGAACCGGAUAUUUAAGUACAAUGGUGGGCUUAAUUUUAGGUCCUUUUGGAAUCAAUCAUGGAAUUGAGCUUCAUUCCGAUGUGGUGGAAUAUGCCAAGGAAAAACUGGAGAGCUUCAUCAAAAAUAGUGAUAGCUUUGAUAAAUUUGAGUUCUGCGAACCUGCAUUUGUGGUUGGUAACUGCCUCCAGAUAGCAUCUGACAGUCAUCAGUAUGAUCGGAUUUAUUGUGGAGCUGGAGUCCAGAAAGAUCAUGAAAACUACAUGAAAAUCUUACUCAAAGUUGGAGGCAUAUUGGUUAUGCCUAUAGAGGAUCAGUUAACACAGAUUAUGCGAACUGGACAGAACACUUGGGAAAGUAAAAAUAUACUUGCUGUUUCAUUCGCUCCGCUUGUACAACCCAGCAAGAAUGAUAAUGGCAAACCAGAUUCUGUGGGACUCCCCCCCUGUGCUGUCAGAAAUCUACAAGACUUGGCUCGUAUUUACAUUCGACGCACACUUAGAAAUUUCAUAAAUGAUGAGAUGCAGGCCAAGGGGAUUCCUCAGAGAGCUCCACCCAAGAGAAAAAGAAAGAGAGUUAAGCAGAGAAUUAACACUUACGUAUUUGUGGGUAAUCAGCUGAUUCCUCAGCCUCUAGACAGUGAGGAGGAUGAGAAAAUGGAAGAAGAUAGCAAAGAAGAGGAAGAAAAAGACCCCAGUGAAGCCAUGAAGCCAGACGGGCCACCACAGAAUCUACUGAGAGAAAAAAUCAUGAAGCUUCCCCUCCCUGAAUCUUUAAAAGCUUACUUGACCUAUUUUAGAGACAAAUAACUUAAACCAUGAAGAAAGAAUGCCUGCUGAUAAUUCCUUUAGUCUUGAAAAUUGUAGUAUUUAUUAGGAGAUAAGCAAAAGAGAAUUAUUUCAUCAGAGUGAAUUAUAGAGGAAAAAAGUAUAACUUGUUUCUGUCGGAUAACAAAAAUGACGUAUUCAGUGAUUUAAAAGAAUCUUUUCUAAAAUCUAUUUUUCUUUAAAUCUUGGGGGAGUGCUAUUUUCACUUAGUGAUUUUAAAGUGGAAUGCAACAAGAAUCAAGACUUUGUACUAUAAAUUCCCUUCGGAUUCCUUACAGAUUCAUGGCGGCGAAGGUUCAAUUUCAUUUUCUAUAAGGCUGGAAUACGUGUUAAGCUUUAUAUUUGAACUGCAGCUGUUUGUGUUUCCUUUAUGAGAACUUUAUUCUCUGGUAAGGAGAUUACAUGCUUUGUAGGCCUACUUACCUUUUGUUGACAAAGAUAUAUUCCGGGCAAUAUAUGAGUGCAAUAAUAAUACAAGAUAUGGAAUGAUUUAGCUUUAAAAACCAGGAAUUUCAUAAAAGAUUACAUCCCUGCAACUUUUGCUUUUGAAUCUAUUGCCGAACGAUGCAGGGGAUAUUCCCGCUUCUCUCAUAGAGAUUUUAGCCCAGCGAGCAAAUAUUAAAGUAGAAAGGACAAAGUUAAUACAACUCCUGAUUUGAGUGGAUCCUACAUUUUCAGUAUUUAAACAUAAUGAGGUUAUCUUGGCUCUCUAGAAUUUUAAAAGUAGCAUAUUUAGGAUUUUUUUCUGUAGUUCACUGUAUACAAUAUUAGGAUUAAAAAGAAGUCUGCUGUCCCGCUUGCUUCUGGCUGCCUAGGCAGUGAGUGGAUGAUUGGGUGCAUGUGGCCACUUCUUCCUAACAUAGCUCUGAGGAAUUGGGGCCACUGUGCUGUGGUCAGUUGAUGCACUUUAGCAAAUAUGACUUUAGUUUAUCUAAAUAUUUAUCUUUGAAAAGGUAGGGCAAAGCUUGCCUGCCUUUGCUUUGGAUCUUCCCAAACAAAAAGUCACAAAAAUUGUAUGUAGAUCUUUUGUGUUGAAAAAGUGGUUCAGAAUCAUAGUGUAAUAUUUAGGACCCACACCAUGUUCAUUUGACUCCCCAGGUUUUUCUCUUUCUUUGGUAACGUUAUAACAAUUUUUGUUUUUUAUUUUUGUUACAUUCUUAAGCAGUGAAUGUUACUAUCAGUUUUUUCUUCCUAGAAAGGCCUGAAGACAGUCAUUCCUUGUUAAGAAAGGAUACGGUGUAACAUUUAUUAUUCAGUGUGACAUAGGUUAUAUAGUUUUAAAGAGAAAAGUUUGAGAGUAUUGCUUAUCACCAUUGCACCACUACUACAAUAGUGGCUCAGAUUUGCUUAAGGAAACAUUGUGAAAGGACUAUUAUUUCUUUCUUUCUUUCUUUCUUUUUUUUUUUUUU
Messenger RNA from Jaculus jaculus (lesser Egyptian jerboa), 2701 nucleotides. It is a transcript of the gene Pcmtd1, whose product is annotated as protein-L-isoaspartate (D-aspartate) O-methyltransferase domain containing 1. Gene Ontology annotation, cellular component: cytoplasm. The record is from RefSeq and is a predicted model, not a curated record. The transcript is spliced from 6 exons. Gene Ontology annotation, molecular function: protein-L-isoaspartate (D-aspartate) O-methyltransferase activity. Bases 201 to 1274 code for a protein of 357 amino acids. Gene Ontology annotation, biological process: protein modification process. NCBI's taxonomy places the organism in Eukaryota, Metazoa, Chordata, Mammalia, Rodentia, Dipodidae.